Molecule: messenger RNA, 2556 nt
Organism: Argentina anserina (silverweed cinquefoil)
Lineage: Eukaryota; Viridiplantae; Streptophyta; Magnoliopsida; Rosales; Rosaceae
Product: WPP domain-interacting tail-anchored protein 1
Exons: 5
Coding region: 147-2135 (662 amino acids)
Source: RefSeq, a predicted model, not a curated record
GAGAACCUUCUGUUUGUUCAUAGUUGGAGAACUCAGCUGGAGACGGUUUCGUGUUUCCAAGGUCCCGUCUUUUUCAUCCAAACACUUGACACAACAAACCCAACCGAAUCAGGUCUCGGAACGAUUUGAGUUUUUGCGCGGUUAAAAUGGAUUAUGAGGGUGGUCAGGAAGCAAGUGUUUCUGGCAAUGAUGUUAAUGUUGAUGUCUCGGUGGUGGAGUUGGACAGGGUGGAGGGUGUUGAAAAGUUCUCGUCUGGUGUGGUUAAGGGGGAAUUAGAUGAUGUGCGCGAGGUUAUAGUUGGGGUUGAAAGGGAUCUAGAAUGUAUUUCUGAAAAGUUGCUUAAUUUGAGUGGUUUUACAAUGCAUGUGGCUAGCAAGGAGAGUGACUUUGACGCUUUUAUAUCUAAGGAAGAGGAGACGCCAGUUGAUUCUGCUGAGAAGGCACUAGAGUUCACUUUCUUAUGUGGAAUUUUAGACUCUGAGGUGACUGAAUUGGAUAAGCUCUUGGCUAUGCUUCAAAUGGAGAUCACGGCUUCCCAGGACCUACUAUCUCCGUACGCAUACUUGGGGGACACAUUUGCUGUAAUGGAAAAAGAGCUGCAGGAUUCUGAGCAGCACUUAAAGCAGUUGCAAGAACAUGUCUCUGAAAUCAGGAUGCAAUCUCUGAAGUUCAAGAGCACCUUUCCAUGCUCUGAUGGAGAAGAGAAUUGGAAUAGCGACAAAGGAGUGCGCCAUUUUGAAGAUGAUAUAAUUUCAAGCAAAAAUGUGCAAACUGCUGAACAGCAGAGACAUAUUUUGCAGAUGUUAGAGAAAUCUUUGGCUAUAGAAAUGAACCUUGAAAGAAAAUUGACAGAAUCAAAACACAUUGAAGAGGAUCUAAAUCUGAGGUUGCUCUCUUCAGAAAGAGAGGCAAAUUGCAUGGAGAAUGAAGCAGCAGAUGUUUGGGAGAGGUGGUUAGAGGCAGAUAAUGCAUCUGCGGUCAUGACGGCUAUAUCAAAGGAACUGCUAGGUAGACUCCAGGCUCUCCAGCUUAAAUUAAAUGGUUCAGUUCAUCGAGAAAGUGAGCUACAAUUGAAGGUGGAUGAGCUCCUUAAAGCCAAGGAAAACUCCUUGCAGAAGCUUGAAAGUAGCAAUGCAAGAGUUAAUGACUUCUUUCACGCACAGACGGAGAGCUUGAAAGACAGCUUGAAGGAAGCUGAAGAUAAGUUAAUUAUUGCUAAUUCUGAUGCCUUUACUCUGAGCGAAAAAGUGAGUUCGCUUGAAGAUGAAAUCAGUGAAAUGGGAAAUGUUAUUACAGAUUUGAAAGAGAAACAAUCAAAAGCUGAAGGUAGGGCUCAGAAAGCAGAAGCCCAGUGCAAAUUGUUGACAGAGACUAACACUGAACUUAAUGAAGAGUUUGCACUUCUUAAGACGCAAUUAACAGAACCUGACAUUCGGUUGCAGCAUGCAGUGGCAACUGCUGAAGCUAGCCAGGAAAAACAAAACAUGUUGAAUUCAACUAUUAGGGAUAUGGAAAAUGUGAUAAAGGAUCUAAAGCAGAAUGUUUUAAAAGCCGAAUGUCGGGCCGAUAGUGUAGAGGACAAGUGUAUAAUAAUAUCUGAAACCAAUGCAGCAUUAAAUGAGGAAGUAAGCUUUCUGACGGGUAGAUUGAAAUGCAUGGAGGCAACUUUGCAUCAAGCUCAGGAAGCAAAAAUAGCUACUGCAACUGAUAUUGGAGUCCGGACAAAAGUUAUUACAAACUUGAUUGUGCAACUUGCUUUUGAAAGAGAACGCCUUCAUAAACAGAUGUCUUCUUUAUCAAUGGAGAACAAGACUCUAAAGUUGCAAAUAAACAAUAGUCCAUCUGUGGUAAUGCAAAAUGAUGGAAGAGGAAAUGAUGAAAACUUCAUGCUCUCAAAGCACGAUUUUGCUGCUGGUUCAAAAGAUAGUUGGGAGGAAGCUGAUAAGUUGUCUGCUGUCAGUUCUAAGCUGGAUAGGACUCAGAAAAAUGCUUCUAUAGAUACUGAAGUGGGACGGGCUGAUACUGUGAGGAGAGUUGAUGCAGGAGUUCUAAAUUUUAAGCAUGUACUUGUGGCGAUGCUCAUUGUACUGAUUUCAGCUGCAGCUUGUUUCUUUACUCAACAAGACCCAAUUUGAUGCUCCUGCAGGUGAUUUUUUUUGUUAUGAUUGAGCUCUGCAGUAGCUUUUCCGUCAACAAACCAGUGUUAUAGAGCUCUGCAGAUCUUGAGAUUUGAAAUGGAAAAGUGAAUAGCGAGAACGAAAGGUAGAGAUAAUCGUUGUGCCUAGAUUCCCUUCAACAUUACUACACUUGUAUUGUAAGAUAGAAUUUCAUGAGAUAGAUGGCACAGCCGACGGUCCUGAUCUUCAGAGGGAUCCUUCAUCUCCAGAGGUCGACGGAAGUUUUUUUUUUCUUUUUUUUCCUUCUGAAUUUAGAGAAUAGGAACUCGAAGUUAAAGAAAUUUCAAGGGACAGGAAUAUAAAGAAUCAGUUUUGUUUUUGGAUAGAAGAAUCAGUCACUUUACUAGACCAUGUUAACGUAAUCUGAAUGGAUAUAGCU